AUGGAUUCAAAACGAAUCCUAGUCAUAGGGAAGUCAAAAUCUGGUAAAGUAACGUUUGUGAAAGCUUUGACGGGGACUUUGCCCAGUGGACUAAACCUGACAUCAAAUGAAACAUCACAUGCUGGCUUAUCGCACGAAUAUACAUUGAAAAAUAAGUACUUUCAAAAGGAGGUCGGAUUAUGGAUUGACGAAUACACAAAUCUGGAAGAAACACUCGAGGCAUAUGCUUCUGAGGACGCUAAGGAAGUAAUCAAUGCUAUCGGUGCCAUUAUCUACACAUUUCGCUCCUAUGAACCUCAAGAAUGGUCUCUUUGGAACACUUUUAGUGAGAAUUUAAAGAAUCCUAUCCCCAUUGUUGGACUUCACAUGGACACUUCAUCUAUGGUAGUGCCUCCUGAUAGCCCAUACCUGGAGUAUGUAGCAUUUUUUCAGACAGGAAAAAAUGAGUUUGGAGAAAAACUAGGACUUGAACGUGUUUUGGAAAUUUUCGAUUGUUGCGAAUGGGACUUUGAUUCUAAUGAGAAUGUUUCGGAAGAUUUUGUGUUGCCAGGUAAAGAUUCUUCUAUGUCACUAGAUGAUUCAGAGUUGAAUGCUCUCGUUAAUCAAGUGAAACAGCUUCGAGGGUCGGAUUUAGACAUACAGGAAAGGAAAAAGCAGGCAAUAUCGUUCAUUAAUUCCCUAGUGGACGAGAGAUUUCAAGAAUCAGACCUAAAUUAA
Molecule: messenger RNA, 717 nt
Organism: Schizosaccharomyces osmophilus
Lineage: Eukaryota; Fungi; Ascomycota; Schizosaccharomycetes; Schizosaccharomycetales; Schizosaccharomycetaceae
Gene: irc6
Product: clathrin coat adaptor Irc6
Exons: 4
Coding region: 1-717 (238 amino acids)
Biological process (GO): vesicle-mediated transport
Molecular function (GO): protein-macromolecule adaptor activity
Source: RefSeq, a predicted model, not a curated record